AAGUUAGGAUCGGCCCCGAAAAAGUUACAUUGGUUAGCUGUUGCCAUAGUAAUGGCCAGACUAAGAGAAUGCUUGACUAAACUGCAGCAAAGUCUUCUUGAUUCCGACUACAUUCAAGUUGAAGUUCAAAUAAAAGAAAUCUCUCAACUUUGUAACCAAAGGUUUUCGAAGCAAGAACUAGGCUUGUACUGUUCUCUUCUGUUAAAUAAAAGCUCUGGUAUUCUGUUGGUGCUUAACAAGAAUGUUUCACUAGCUGGGUUGAAACCUAGCCGAGAUUUGGUGUUGACGUUUCUUGUGACAUUUGUUCCGCGUGUGGGAAGCUACGUUCUUCAAUACGUUGAUGAUUUGAGAUCAUCUUGUUUAAACGUGUUCCGCAGCGAUGGUUAUUCAAGGAAUCGGGAAAAAGCUUUGCAGAUUUUUAACAAGUUAAUCGAAAACAGAAAAGUAGGCAUUAAUUUCGAUGGUGAUUAUAUAAGAGAAUUGGUGAGCAACAAUCUGUUUAAAGAACUUGCAAAAUCAGCAUCAAAAACCACAUCUUCAGUAUGUUGUCAAGUGUUUCAAGUCCUUGGUUCGCUGGCAAGAUAUUUCCCAGGUCACAUGACAACUUGGUCUGAAAGAUUGUAUGAAAUAUUCUUAAGAAGAAUAAAACUCGAGAUGGAAUCAACGAAAACAGCAGAUUUAAAAAUAAUAGAAGGUUGUUUGCUUGGUUUGCAUGGUUUAAUGUUUACAUUCACAUCUGCACAUGAUGAAGAACCUGUUAGGUGCGCUGAGAUUUAUAAAUAUGCAAAAACCAGUAUUAUGCAACGUGAGAGUUUGACGAGAUAUGCAGUUCCGCUGGCUGCAAUGAAAAUAUUCCGUGACCAUUCGUCUCAAUUUUCCAAUCUGCUGAUCGAUGACUACUCAGCAUUUUUCUCGGCAAUUGAAGGUUGGUUUCACCACAAGAAUUGGCAACUUAAGCACGCAGCACAUAUGGUCAUUAUCAGCUUCCUGAGACAAGUGACAAGAAAUAUAAGUGAUGGGGGAACCAACAACAACUCUUCCAUUCAUCUAUUUAAUUUUUUUAUGGAUAAAUUCCGAGCGAUGUUAGAUUCGAGUAGAACAAGCAAUAAGUCCCUCUCGGUGGCGAUAGAGGGUUAUGGCUUGUUCGCUGGACCAUGCAAACGGUUUCUUCCGAAAUCAGAAGUCCGUUACAUGUUCACUCAGAUGAUGAACCAAUGCGAAAAUAUUUUUCUUUUUGAAAAAGUUGAUUUUGACGACAAUCGAACACACCAACUGCCCACAUUUGUCCAGUCAUUGGCCAGCAUUACAAAACAAAUUGAAUCAAAAAAUGAAAAUGAUAAAAAUCCUAUUGGCUUACCUGAGUCUUACCGAACAUCAUUACAGAGGUUAAGUGUCCUCUUGAUUGAACGUUACCCAAAACUACACAGGAAAUAUUCAUUCUUGUGUCACAAUGCACUUAUUUCAGUGGCAGCUGCAUUUCUGGAAAAACAAGAAAUUUUAAAAACACUUUUGGAAUCCAUUGUGUACCAGGGUUUGGUAAGAUGCUGCGCGUACAAUGUGGUGGUCGGUACUGGAAGGGAUAGCUACGUUGAUUUAACUGACCAAGUAGUGGGCGAGGACGACUUGAAUGAUAUUUUACUCGACCCAAGAACCAUUACUUAUCGGGAUUAUAUUCCGUUGUGGUUGGCUCUGCUAGGAGAAAGCGAGAAAAAAGAGGUGCCAUAUGCUGUUAAUGAUAUUUUGAUGUGCGGUCAUCGAAAAGUCUGCCAUGAGAUGUAUACGGCUGCUUUUGUGAAAGCAAUCGUUGCAAUUGUGGAUAAACUGAACCUGGAGACAAGCGCAGAAAACAAAGAAGUUAUAGAAAAUCCAGGCUUAACUGACAAACUUAAAGCAAUGAACGUAACUGACUUCAAAAUCUUUGUAAAUCUUGUUGAUAUAUGUUGGGAGUUGUUGCCAAAAGCUGUCAACCAUAGAAGGUCAUAUUUUCUUGCUCACUUGCCAGAUCUUAUCUGUUUUAUGGUGGAGAAAUCAGAAAAGUAUCCAUUAGUAAGUGGAUUCUACAAGUUAAUUUCUACGUUGAUGAUACUUUCUAUCAAGUUGUUGUACUUCGAAGAUGAGCAUGAGGUGGCAGAGGAAUCAAUGGAGCAUGAUGGUAUACGAUGGUCACAUGACAACCAACAAAAUAAUGUGAAAUGCAUCGUACAGAAAUAUGCAACGCAAGUUGCUGCACGAUGUAAGCAAUAUAAAGAUGAACUACUGACUGCAUGCUUGUACUUCUUAUUAAGCUUACCUAAUGAUGUUUGCAAAGAUAUUCUACCACAGCUUAUACCUGCUGUUCAGAGAGCUUGCCAGCUUGGUCUAAGUUACUCUCCGUUAUCAGAAGCUCUCAUGUCAGCUUUGCUAAGAUGGAGAUCAAUAUUUAUUUCUAACAGAAAAUGUUAUCUAGAUAUAGUUGGAUGUUUGCAACCGUACUUUAAUCUCAGUGAAGAGACGACAAACAGCACUCAAAACACUUUAAAGUUGAAACCAAAAUCAAGAUCUUUUGCACAAAAGCUCAUGUCAUUAAAGGAACUAGAUGAACCAGCAAGAAAAAAGGCAAGAAAUCAAGUCAUUCGUUUCUUGGGAAGCAUGGGGUGUAGUGAUGAUCAUGGAGAUUUGAAUGAAGAUGCAGGUCUUGCUGUUGCUCCAUGGGAUGAGGAUGUCAACAUCCAAUAUCCCAUCCCAUUCCGUGAUCUGAAACCAUGUAUAAGACUUGAUAAAUUCCUUCCCCGUAUUAUGGAGUUAGCUACUCAGGGUGGGGAACGGAAAGCAAAAAUAUCAGCAUGCGAGCUUCUGCAUUCAAUCACCAUUUAUAUCAUUGGUAGAAACGCUCAAAUCAGUAAUGUGGAACGAAGCACUCACUCUAUGGCGUCCUUGUAUAAAAAACUUGUCCCUGUCUUACUGCAGCUUGCAUGUGAUGUAGACCAGGUUUGCAAACAGUUAUUUGAUCCACUAAUCAAACAAAUGAUUCACUGGUUCACCAACAACAAGAAAUUUGAAAGCAAAGACACAGCAAUUUUGUUGAACUCUAUAAUGGAAGGGCUUGUGGAUGAAGAAAACGCAACACUUCGCGAACUUUGUGCUGAUUCUGUUCGGGAGUUUCUUGUUUGGUCAAUCAAACAAAAUCCGAGCGCCGAAAAGCAAGUUCGGAAUAACGCAAAGUCCCUUUUCAAGCGUCUGCACAGCUUAGCUCUUCACCCAACCCCAAUGAAACGAUUGGGAGCUGCAUUGGCAUUCAAUCAUAUUUAUCGUGUUUUUAGAGAGCAGAACACAUUGGUUGAUGAAUUUAUUUUCGAAACGCUCGUGACGUUUAUAAACAGCUUAUCGUUGUCACAUGUUGAUGAAAUGUUCAUCGGGACUCAAAAAGUUUGUAAGCAGGCAUUAGAACACAUAGAACGCAUCAUUUCAGUCAAAUCAUCCAUGUUAUGCAAACCGUCCGAUAUCAGAAGAACUCCAAGAUGUUUUACAAACACCACGUCCAUCACACUUAGUUGGAUCGUUGAAUGGUUGUUUGACCAAUGCGGGAGACCACAGACUGAGUGUCGACACAUGUGCAUGCAUUUAUUCCAUGAGUUUAUUAAGUUGCUGCCAACUGAGGAAAGAUCGGCAACUUCCUGGGUGAAACGUAAACUCACUAAAUAUGGGGCUGGGAAUCUGGUAAAAAGAUUUGAAUGGGGUUUGGUAAACAUGCAGCCAGUUUUAAACAAAGAAAAAUUGACAAUUAAAAUUCUUUGUGGUUGGUUUGAUCAUGUUAUUGCUGCAAUUGAAGUUUAUUCUUGGCUUUUCCAACAAAAGAUUCUUUCUCCUUCUAUAGUGUGGAGUGGUGAGGCAAACACAUCAUGUUUGUUCAAAUAUCUUACAUACUUCAUGGUGAAUAUAUCUGCAAAAAGUGCUGAACAAUUGACUUCAUUUUCUGCUGAUUCAAAAGGUCUAACCCCCAAGGAAAUAUCUUCUUUCAACGAUUUAAAGUUCACAGUUGUCAUCAGAAUCAUGGAAUUCUUCAGUGCUUUACUUAAAAACUAUAACCAGGAAGCUAUCAAGGUUGUCCCUAAAUCAAUGUGGGAACAGGAAUAUUACAUUGGGUUGCUUACUUACGCUGUAGUGAGUCCAUAUGUGCUUGGUUUUACUUCCACCAAGGAGACAGAUCUUGAAAAUCUUCAAGCCCUAAACACUUCAGCAUUGCAAGCAGCAUUGACUCAUUUGCCUCAAAAUAAAAACAACUUACUGGUUGCGAGCAUAGCUGAACGAUUAGCCGGCAUUGGUUCUCUGUUCGAGUCGCUACCCUUUCCAUUUGGAAGCACCGCAUCUCAUACAAAUAAUGCAAUCCAUCUCAUCACUGGCCACCAAACACUAAACUCUUGCGAAAUACUUCUAAGAAUUUUUCAGGAAUUUCCAAACAAGAUCCCAGGUGCUAAUAAUGUUACCAGUGCAUCUGAAGCAUUAAUCGCAUCAGUGUUUGAUUCCGUGGUUAAACUAGAUGACAGUGAGGAGGCGCUCACACAAAAUGAAGUGACACCUCAUAAUAUUCAACUUGGCAACAAAAUUUUACAACUCUCAUUGCACAUGGCAGAAGCAGCAAAAAAAAAGCUGGUGAAUUGCAUUUUCAGCAAUAAACAAGUUGCAACGCUUAAUUUUGACGUUGAAUCACACAGAAGCAAAGGAAUUUUAUUUCUUUCAACUUAUUCACUUGCUAUCUACAAGGAACUUUGCCAACACCCUGCUCUCUAUAUACCUCUUAUUACCAACCAUACCUGUAAAGCUGAUGCAAGCACUUGUAACUUUAUCUUGACGGGUGUUCUUGAUUAUCUAGCCACAAACAGACAUGCUCGCAAACAACACGCUGCCUCAGUUUGCGAUUUAAUUUUAUGCCAAUUUGAUAAAAACCUGAAACCAUGGAUAAACACAGAUGAAGAUACGGACAAUCUUAACAACUUGCUUACAUUACUAAGGAAGAUAAUAAUGUUGGACUCAUCAGUUUGCACGAAACCAAACCACCCUUGCCACUCAACUGUGUUUACAAUUUACACUUCAACAAUUUCAUCGAAUAAAUUGGAUCUCAGUUUUAAGAACCAGGUUUGUAUUGUUUGUGUUUUCGUAUUUACAACAAACCAACUUCAGAAGUUAUAA
Messenger RNA from Ciona intestinalis (vase tunicate), 5166 nucleotides. NCBI's taxonomy places the organism in Eukaryota, Metazoa, Chordata, Ascidiacea, Phlebobranchia, Cionidae. The record is from RefSeq and is a predicted model, not a curated record.